UUGUAUUGCAUCCAUAGCUUGUGCAUACCUACAUAAUAUUUAAUCCGGUAGUACAGGUAUUUAGAGGACCAUUAAAGCAAUUCCCCACACUCCAGUAUUCAUUAAAAUCAAAACAUCUUUUUGAGUUCAAAUUUUCAUUGACAUCAAGACAUUGCGCCUGUUUAUUUUUUUAUUUACUACUAAUUUGUACGAUUAGAAAACUGAAAGAAAUGGCUGACAGAGGACAAGGCACUAAAAAACCAACUGAUUCUCAAAAGAAACUUCAAGAAUCACAAGCUCAAGUAGAUGAAGUCGUUGGAAUUAUGCGAGUGAAUGUUGAAAAAGUUUUGGAACGUGAUCAAAAACUCACAGAAUUGGAUAAUCGAGCUGAUGUCUUGCAACAAGGUGCAUCACAAUUUGAACAACAUGCAACUAAACUUAAAAGAAAAAUGUGGUGGAAAAAUUUAAAGAUGAUGAUACUUCUAGGAGUUGUUGUGGCCAUACUAUUGAUCCUUAUUGUUUUCUUUGGUUAUAGUUGUUAUAAAGAUAUGGGAUAUUAGGUCUUUCAUUCCCAGUUAAUUGAAGCAUAUCCUAAACAUCGAAGCCACAAAUUUCUUUAACUAAAAUGUAUUAACUACAUAAUUAUAUGAUUCAUUAAUUUUUUUUCUUUUUUUUUUUUUUGUGAUAAUAAAUUAUGAUACAA
Molecule: messenger RNA, 682 nt
Organism: Daktulosphaira vitifoliae (grape phylloxera)
Lineage: Eukaryota; Metazoa; Arthropoda; Insecta; Hemiptera; Phylloxeridae
Product: synaptobrevin-1-like
Exons: 7
Coding region: 210-539 (109 amino acids)
Biological process (GO): vesicle fusion; vesicle-mediated transport
Cellular component (GO): plasma membrane; SNARE complex
Molecular function (GO): SNAP receptor activity; syntaxin binding
Source: RefSeq, a predicted model, not a curated record